CUCGUCGGGACCCGGUGACUCUCCGGUCGGCGAAGCGUGAACUCGACGAGUUUCGAGGCGCGAACCCGUAACGUCGAGUAUCGUAAACGAUUCGUACGACUCGCGUCACUAUGGCAGUCAGAUAAAGUCACCACGGUGGAGAUCCUCGGUGCACAAACAUCCGAAUCGUGACGCAAUCCGCCAGAGAAAGAGAGAGAGAGAGGGACAGAGUAAAAUGCCGGUCGGCCGCGGAGGGAUUUCGCGAUGACCCGUCUUUGUCUCGGUUCCAUCGUCGCGUCUCUCGGCACCGAUCCGCUCGGCGUUGUCCUCGCCCCUGCUGCCGUGAUCCUCAGCGAGCGUGUCCAGUGCUAGUGCGCCGCGGUAGGCUGUGGCGACGACAAGUGGGACCGUCCAGGAGACGCCGGCGUUCACCACGUCGAGGAGGAGCCUGAUCGUUCAGCCGAGCAUGGCCAACCUGGCGGGUAGCUCGACAGCGGGCCUCACCCGGCCGCCGACCAUGCUCGAGCAGCUUCUCGAGGAGAUCAACUUCCAGAGGACCAAGGAACUCCGGCAGAUGCUCAAGGAUGACUCCGGUUUCGUGGUGCUGCAAGGUACCACCUACUGGACGGACCUGUUCGUCCGGCAUUUCCUUUUCCAAGCGGAGCACACGAUCGACGGCGACGACCUGCUCUUCUUCGUUCGCAAGAAGCACGUGAAAACCUCGUCGAGGUACCUGCCGAAGUUCGAGACCGAGGUGGACGUUUUCCGCAAGGACAGCAAGAAACUGCCGAUCGGUGAUCCCGACAUCGACUGGGAGGAAACCGUGUACCUGAAUCUGGUCGUACAUCAGUUCGACUACACGCUCACGUUGGCGAUCUGCACAAGAACGAGCCCCAAGGAAUUGCAAGUUUUACGAAGACACUCGCAGAAGGUGUACGCGAGUCCUAGUCGACGUCGGAUGGACGCCAAGGGUGAUCUCGAAGAGAUGACCUACCCGCACAUAUGCUUCAUGGUGGACAAUUUCGACGAAGUUUUCUGUGAUAUUCUAGUGAGGGACGGCGAGAUGGUAUGCGUGGAGCUGGUCGCGUCCGACAGAGAGGGCGCGAUCCAGGGUGUAAUUUUCCUCGGUUCUAUCAGAUACGACGCGCUCAAGAAAGUAUACGACACGAGGUCUAGCUUGAGUACCAAAAUGGCGCAACGCAUGACCUUCGGCCUGUUUUCCGGCGCGGCCUCGCAGAGAAUAGAGUUCGUCCGAAUGAAAGGACCCCAUGGAAAAGGACACGCUGAGAUGGCUGUGACGAAGCCCAAGGGUUCGGGGGCGGAGACGCCUACGUCGGAGCCGGGUUACUGCGCCACGGAUUCCCUGUGGGACGCCGACUGGGACGACGCCGAGGAGUUGUUCAUGUACCGACAUCAACGAAGGCUGUCCGAUCCCAGCGCAAACUUGAACAAUUUCGUUCGCGGUGGCUGGAAGACGAAGCCGGACACGGCGUCGAUGAAGGCCAGGUCGGAGAACGAGGGUCUGGACUCGAUGGCGAACGGCCUGAGCGAGAUCGAGGCAGGGGACGUUCGAGAUGCCGACCUACAGGAUAGCAGCUGGGGCGGCCGGGGCUCACCGGGAAAUCACAGAAGUCCUCGUGCCAGACGACGAAGAUCCCCUCACCCUGGCAGGCAGCAACGACCGAAUCAAAAGCAACGUAACUCGUGGGAACCGGCCGGAAACGAGAACUCCCCGAACCGCAAGGAGGCCUAUCACGAAACACACGGCCUCCAGAACCACCAUCGUCACAAUCAUAUCGAGGUCGGUAGCGAGAUACUCGUGCCGGCGGCGCCCUGCCUGACGGACGACAACGUCAGACGGAAGCUGGACGCGGGCGCCAUAAUGGUCCACGGUAAGGAGGAGCUGCCGCUGGGAUACGAGGAGGAGGAGCAGGACAAUAACCGUAAACGCAGACCGUACAGCACCGGGAACAUCAUCAAUCAGGAGAGGAUGAACAACAUGGAGAACGAGGAGGAGCAUCGACAGCUGAGCGACGACGAGGUGUUCAGGUCGAGGCGGCCGGACGGGCGUCACCGUUUGCGGUCGGCCGGCUCCGACCAGGAGGAGUACUACAUCGGGAACAAGAACAAAAACGACGAGACGAUCAAAGAUAAAAACGCGAAUGCCCGUAUCACGCGCGGAAACCUGACCACGCACAGGCACAGCGCCACUCUGCCGAGGAGAAGACGAAGACGCGCGCUUUCCGGAAGCUUCGCGAGCAACCCACUCCCUCCUCACCGAGUCACACCAGACGGCACAGCCAUCUACUAUUGGUGCGAGCUCCCGCGCCGCCCCGGCUCACAGGAGCUGGACGACGGCGCAUACAACCCGUUGUGGACGAUGAGAGGAUUCACCCAGACCUUCCACUUGUGGAAAGAGACCAGGCGAGCCCAAUCCGUUCCCCUGAACGCGUUUCUCACGUACAUUACGUUGCCCUGGUGGAGCAUUGCCAAAGAUAUCCUUGAUCAUCGAGAAGGACCUAUUCUAACGUUUUAACCAACACGAAGUACUAAUACGGUUUCUACGGAGGGUUCCCCCUUUUCUCAUUUCAUUCCCCACUUUGUACUUUUUUGGGCAGAAAACUGUGGUCCAACAAAAUCGAAGAUAUGUAUAGAUUAAGAAAUAAACGAGAUACUAUU
Molecule: messenger RNA, 2658 nt
Organism: Colletes gigas
Lineage: Eukaryota; Metazoa; Arthropoda; Insecta; Hymenoptera; Colletidae
Exons: 9
Coding region: 446-2515 (689 amino acids)
Source: RefSeq, a predicted model, not a curated record